Lobosporangium transversale is the source of this 1132-nucleotide messenger RNA. RefSeq lists its product as hypothetical. The record is from RefSeq and is a predicted model, not a curated record. Lineage: Eukaryota; Fungi; Mortierellomycota; Mortierellomycetes; Mortierellales; Mortierellaceae. Bases 117 to 917 code for a protein of 266 amino acids. The transcript has a single exon.
UUUCCUAGCGCCUCUCUCGAACGCCCCCGCCCCGUUCGCUCUUCCUUUUGCUCUAUUCUUUCACAACACACGCAUCACACUCACGCACGCACGCACACUUACACAGCAUCCAUAUCAUGAUGUCCAAAUCCCAUAUCUCAUAUCACAGCCAUCACCUUGCUGCAGCUGCAGCAACGAUAGCUUCCCCACUCCCUUCACCAGCCAUGACUUUGAAUGACAGCAUUAACCCCUGGGCUAACAUUAUCACCCCCUCAUCCCCAGCACCAACCCUCUCUACCCCAACAGGUGUCCUCGCCAAGGACCUUUCUACUCCAUCUGUAGUAUAUUCGAGCAGCACUCAGCCCACUAUCUCCUUUGAUGGCAGUAGCCAACCCAAGAAUGUCAUCAAUGAUGUUUUCCUGUCUUCUACCAUGCUCUAUGAUGACGUUGAACUAUACUCGAACGAAUCCUCUUCUAGCUGUUUCGAUAGUGACUCUGACUCUGGCUUUAGCACACCCACUCAUCAUGAUGAAGAACAUCCUAUGACGCCUAUGUCUCCAUUCAUGGAAAGUGAGACUGAAGAUCGUCUAUAUGUUGCCGAGGAGUGUGCAGAGUCUGUGGACAUCACCGAGUCUCAGGAACAACAACAGUCAGAAGAGGGGGAGUGUAUGUCAGCAUGCGAAGGUAAUAAAAAAAUAACCAAAACCAGAAUGAUCUAUUGUUGCACUGCUACUGUCUACUGCUGUGUUUUCUUUUCCCAGCAAAUGGCUGUAUUCCAAUCCUUUAUCCCCCGCACUAUUUUGCAAUAUAUUUAUUUUAUGUUGUUUCUGUAUGACCAAGCUUUUGAGUUCAUGAGUUGGAUUUGUCUAUUUUCUGGACAUCUUUUUUUAUCGCAUCCGCACGCUUUGUGCUCAAUUUUUUUUUUUCUCUCUGUGUAAAAUGUAAAAUGUAAAAUGUAUCUCCAGCCAUAUGUGCAACAUGUACAUGUCUUUGUAUUCGAUUUGAUUUGAUUUGACAUGACACCACGACACGACACGACACGAGCUCCCCCUACCUUUCCCUCUCUCCUUGUGUAAAUGUUCCGUCUUUCUAUGUAUUUUUGGUGGCAUUGGCUGCUACGUGUCUGCAUAUCCCGUCGUUUCGUCCCAUUCCC